This is a messenger RNA of Pneumocystis carinii B80, 347 nucleotides long. RefSeq lists its product as hypothetical. The record is from RefSeq and is a predicted model, not a curated record. The transcript is spliced from 4 exons. Gene Ontology annotation, cellular component: mitochondrial inner membrane; MICOS complex; mitochondrion. NCBI's taxonomy places the organism in Eukaryota, Fungi, Ascomycota, Pneumocystomycetes, Pneumocystales, Pneumocystaceae. The coding region runs from base 47 to 301 and encodes 84 amino acids.
GAUAUAAAAAGGUUAAAUUUGGGAAUUUUUAAUUUUUUAUUUUUAAAUGGUACAAACAAAAACAAAUUAUAGUGAAGAUAUCUUUGGGGAAAAGUGGGAUCUUUGUUUAUCGAACGCAAUAGUCAAUGCAGGAAUAGGCUUAGGUUCAGGAAUUAUUGCAUCAGUAUGUCUAUUUAAACGAAAAAUGUGGCCAGCUAUGUUAGGCUUUGGAUUUGGACUUGGAAAAGCAUAUUCAGAUUGUGAUCGACAAUUUAAUCCAUAUAGUAUUCCUGGUUUUCAAAUUCAGAGAUCAAACAAAUAAAAGAUAAUUAUUUAUAUUUUUGAUGAGCUUUUAUAUAUAUUAUAAG